AUGGAAAUUCUCUCUGGAGUUGAUGCUCCAUUGAAGACAAAUCUAGAGCUGAUAAAGGACUCUCCGCUCCCUUUGGUCAAGAGCUCUCUAGCGGCCACAUUCUCCAGAGAGGCUGCCAAUUUCAUGAGUAAAAAUGAGGUGGUGCAGGAACAGUUCCGUUUCCUCAAAGGAACCUACUGCGCCGACGAAUCGUUGUGGGGGACUAUUGCGGGAAAUCCAGAGCUACUUCCUAUGCCCGGUGGAUUCGAUGGAAAGGAUUUUCUGCUGCGAAAAUAUGGAGGAGUUAUAGCUAGUUGGCGGCGUGCCGAUCCGUGGACGGCUCCGCCCAUGACUUCUCCUCCAUCUUCGUUGCGAAAUGCGACUUCAAAAAUGGUGGUUGACUCGUAUGCAAUCUCGCGUUAUCAACAAUGGAUGAUCGAGACAAACUCGUUGUGUAGAGGUCGAUAUUAUCGUCUGUCGUGUGUGUAUGGAGUCGACGAUCUUCCUGUGCUGAUUAGACGCUCUGAAUUGGAAUCUCGACGACGCAGUCUACAGCCUGUGUCGUUUUCCGCAGCUCCGUACACAAAUCUUCCUGAUGCUCCU
Molecule: messenger RNA, 582 nt
Organism: Ostertagia ostertagi
Lineage: Eukaryota; Metazoa; Nematoda; Chromadorea; Rhabditida; Trichostrongylidae
Source: the annotation of a GenBank genome assembly